Molecule: messenger RNA, 1047 nt
Organism: Pezoporus occidentalis (night parrot)
Lineage: Eukaryota; Metazoa; Chordata; Aves; Psittaciformes; Psittacidae
Gene: TMEM41A
Product: transmembrane protein 41A
Exons: 5
Coding region: 57-830 (257 amino acids)
Source: RefSeq, a predicted model, not a curated record
GCCUGCGCGGCGUGUGAGGCCGCACCGCACCGCACGGCGCCGCAGCGCACCGCGGGAUGUGGCGGCGGCUGGCGGGGCUGCUGCUCGCCUUCGCGGCCGCCACGGCCGGGUUGUGGCUGCUGUCGUCGCGGCUGAGCGCCGGGCAGGCGCGCAGGCCACUGCGGUUCCCGUCGGACCUGGAGGAGCUGCGGGAGUUGGCCGAGGCGCUGCGGGACUACGAGCGGCAGCACCGGGGCGCGGCGCUGGCCUUGUUUUGCGCCGCGUACCUCUACAAGCAGAGCUUCGCCAUCCCGGGCUCCAGCCUCCUGAACGUCCUGGCUGGAGCGCUGUUCGGGCCGUGGACCGGGCUGGUGCUGUGCUCAGCCCUAACGUCUGUGGGAGCGACCUUCUGCUACCUGAUCUCUGCCGCGUUCGGGAAGCAGCUCAUCGUCUACUACUUUCCUGACAAAGUGGCUCUGCUGCAAGGAAAGGUAGAAGAGAACAGGAGCUGCUUAUUUUUCUUCUUGUUGUUCCUGAGGCUGUUCCCCAUGACACCAAACUGGUUUCUGAAUCUCUCAGCUCCCAUUUUAAACAUCCCUGUGUCCCAGUUCUUCUUCUCUGUCCUCAUUGGUCUUACCCCGUAUAAUUUCAUCUGUGUGCAGACAGGAGCCAUUCUGUCACAAAUCACCUCUUUGGAUGCCAUUUUCUCCUGGGACACAUUGCUCAAACUGCUCGCAAUGGCUGUGGCAGCACUGAUACCAGGGACCCUUAUCAAGAAGUACAGCAAGAAGCGCUUGAAGCUGGAUGACAACAAGCACACUCAGAUACUCAACGGCAAAAAGAGCUUGUGAUGGCCCAGGUGCCCCAGAUGUUGGGGCCUCACAACAGGUCUCUGUCUCGGGGGCUAUAUUCUGCAUGCUCUGUGCCAGCGUGGACCAAGGACAAUUGCAGUUUUUAAAUCAUUUUUCUUGUCAAAGAGGAGGUAUAAGGAUCUUUAUUUUUAAUUAAUGUUUUAACUGUGCAUGUAUCUGCACGGAGAGCACUAUACAGGGGCUCUGUGAAUACUUC